This is a messenger RNA of Xyrauchen texanus (razorback sucker), 2450 nucleotides long. RefSeq names its product transformer-2 protein homolog beta-like. The coding region runs from base 1417 to 2157 and encodes 246 amino acids. The transcript has 7 exons. Gene Ontology annotation, cellular component: spliceosomal complex. Gene Ontology annotation, molecular function: RNA binding. Gene Ontology annotation, biological process: positive regulation of mRNA splicing, via spliceosome. The record is from RefSeq and is a predicted model, not a curated record. Lineage: Eukaryota; Metazoa; Chordata; Actinopteri; Cypriniformes; Catostomidae.
GGCGUUCAUUUUCAGAGGUCCGGGCCUGUGUGCGUUUAGGUGCUCAGUUUGUGUUGCUCGUUUUAAUUUCUCCGAGUGUUUCCAUUGCAGUUUAAUUAAAACGUAACAACAAUGAGUGACGAUGAGAAAGAUUUCGUCAAAAGGGUUAAGGUUGGAAGAAGAGAAAUCUGGACGAAGUCAAAUGUCAAGUUGUUAAUGAGAAUAAUAUGAAGCUGAAUUUUCAGUGCAUGCUAAUAUUGCGAAGCAAAAGAAGUUCCCAUAUAGCAUUUAUGGGCAGUGAGAGAAGUUUGGGGAAGAGGAAUGAAGUCAGAAAUGAAAUUGAAACUGAAGAAAGAAGAAAAGAUGUGUAAUGAAGUUAAGAUCAGAAGUUAUCUGGGAUAAGAUCACAGUGCUAAGUAACUCUUAGUAUGUUUGUCAUAUGCGUGCAUGCGUAAAUCUCUUCUGUUGUCCAUUUGUAUUGCAAUAGUUACUUUUGUCCUAUAGCAUGAGACUCCGUAAUUUACACCAAGCUAUUUGAUGAUUAAUAUGAUGAAUUACAUGUGAAAAAAAAUGAGAAUGUUUAACUGUAAGUCCUUCAAAGUAGGCCUAAUUGUUUGUUUUUGCACUUGAAAAAGGCUGUCAUCACUGGAUAAUCCUAUAUAUCCCUAUUUGUAGUUUGGUCUCAAAUUGACAUUGAAUUAUUAGUUAAAACAUUGCCAACAUGACCCUGUUCCUUGGCUCUAAAUUGAUUCGGAUGUGGUUGGUUUAGGAGUCCCGUUCGGCCUCUAGGAGUGCAAGUCCUAAAGGAUCUGGUAAGUCAGCAAGUCGCCCACGGGAUCGUUCACCUGCUCACUCAAAAGAGGGUUCCCGCCACUCUCGCUCCAAGUCCCGUUCUCGCUCCAGGUCCAAGACGAGGCAAGUACAUUGUUUCUUGUCUUUUUGAGGUUUUGUUGUCUUCCCAAGAGUAUGAUAGCCCUAAUUUACUUGGUUCAUUCACAGACCAGCUUUGUUUUGUCUUUAUGGUUGAAAGAAGGAACGGUUUAGGGCCAGAAAAAAAAAUUCCCUCAUCCAGGGCUACAAUUUUAAGCACUCUGCAGUUAAUCAUUUGACAUACGUCAAUAGCAACUCUAUAUAUCGUGAAAAUUAAGCUGGAGGUUCUUAUCUGUUGAAUGGGCAUGAGUAGUAGGCCCAAAUGGAAUCUGCAGACUUUGACGUUUAGUGUGCUAAUGUUGGGGAAAACUGAGGAAAUGGUUUUAAACAUGGUUAAAUGUGUCAAACAGAGUUUAGAGUACUACAUCCUUAUGGGUAACUGAGGAAGAUUAUCAAAUUAACCAAAUGCUGUAAUUUAACAAACAGUGUCUAUAACUUGUGAAUGAUGGAUGUUCCAAUUCUGCAGGCAUAUAUUCCCUGUGAGCCUGCUUAUCAGUUUGCAGUUUAAUGGACCAUAUGAUUGCAUUAAUGUUGUUGAGCCUUUGUCAUCUUUUCCACUUUAAUCCUUCCCAACACAGAUCUCGUUCCCAUCGGAGCUCUCGCAGACACUACAGUCGUUCCCGCUCGCGCUCCCAUUCUCGCCGCAGGCGUUCACGCAGUCGCUCUUACAGCAGCGAAUACCGUCGCCGCCACAGUCCAAGUCACUCUCCUAUGUCGAACCGUAGACGCCAUGUUGGUGACAGGGCAAACCCAGACCCAAACUGCUGCCUGGGAGUCUUUGGGCUGAGCCUUUACACCACAGAGAGGGACCUGAGAGAGGUCUUCUCCAAGUACGGCCCUCUUAGUGAUGUCUCCAUUGUGUACGACCAGCAGUCUCGGCGUUCUAGGGGGUUUGCCUUCGUCUACUUUGAGAACAGAGAGGAUGCAAAGGAGGCUAAAGAGCGUGCAAAUGGUAUGGAGCUGGAUGGUCGCAGAAUCAGAGUGGACUUCUCGAUUACAAAGAGACCACACACCCCUACUCCUGGAAUUUAUAUGGGAAGACCAACAUAUGGUGGAGGCCCAAGCGUAAGCAGCAGACACCGUGAUUACAACGAACGUGGCUAUGAGCGAGGGGGCUAUGAUCGUUAUGAUGACCGUGAUAACUACAACAACAGGUCGUACAGAAGAAGGUCCCCCUCUCCCUACUAUGGACGAGGUCCGUACAGGUCAAGAUCACGCUCUCGCUCCUACUCCCCACGUCACUACUGAAAAGUGAAGAGUCCUCUCACCCUUCCUGGAUCCAAUGAUGGCAAUGACAACAGAUUUUUAUUUCUGGUGACAUGAGUUUUAAUUUACUUUAAACUCAUCCCCUUCUAUUUCUUGCCUAAAGAUUUCAUGUUUCCUUGACCAGUCUGGAUGUUGUUUUUUUUUGUUGUUUUUUUAUCUGAUGCUAAAUUUGCGUUUGUUGUAUAUUGUGAUUAGGUUCCGGCUCCUUACUCCUCAUUGUUUUUAUGCGUUUUAAGCUUAGUAUUGCAGUGGUCAUGCAAUAAAAUGCUUUAUAC